Molecule: messenger RNA, 412 nt
Organism: Amorphotheca resinae ATCC 22711
Lineage: Eukaryota; Fungi; Ascomycota; Leotiomycetes; Helotiales; Amorphothecaceae
Exons: 1
Coding region: 153-359 (68 amino acids)
Source: RefSeq, a predicted model, not a curated record
GGUUAGUUUGGAGGGGGGAGGGGAGAGGAGGAGGGAGGGAGAGACGCAACUUGAACGGACCAGCAGAUGGCGCCGAGUGUGCCUAGCACAUUGGUAGCGGCUGGGACGUCGGGGAGAGCCAUGGUGAUGGUGAGGUAAGAAGCGGUAACUAAAUGCUUAUAUUAUAUCCUCCAUGUCGUCGUUGUCGGGCGUGGAAAAUCGAUGGUAAAGGUAUCUAUCGGAGAUGGGGGUUUGAUGUAAUUCUGGAUUCACGUGACUUGAUAUUGAUAGUAGUGUUUCCGGGUUGGGUUUGUGGUUGUAAGUAUAUAUGUUUUGCUACUAUGUUUAUUAUAUGUGACCUAUCUCAUAUAGUUGGAUAAAUCCAUAGAGCGGAGUCCUUUGUGGCAUGUCCUGUCCCAAAAUAGACUUGAGC